AUGUAUGCAGCUCUAAAGCCUGUGUUGGUGGAGAAUGUAGAGGAUGUAGACUUUGAGAUCAGUAAUUAUGCACAAUGCAGUGAUGCCAUUGGAGAAGUGCAGGAUGCCGCGCUCACCCCUACGAGAGAAUCUCAUGGGAGAGACCGAGAAGUAGGAAUCCCUCCAGAGCAAUCCUUGGAAACUGCUAAGGCAGUAAAGGAGCGCUAUAGUUAUGUCUGCCCAGAUUUAGUAAAAGAAUUUAACAAGUAUGACACAGAUGGAUCAAAGUGGAUUAAGCAAUAUACUGGAAUCAAUGCUAUCUCAAAGAAAGAAUUUUCUAUUGAUGUUGGUUAUGAGAGAUUCUUGGGACCUGAAAUCUUUUUUCAUCCAGAGUUUGCUAAUCCAGACUUUACUCAACCUAUCUCAGAAGUUGUAGAUGAAGUAAUUCAGAAUUGCCCUAUCGAUGUCAGACGUCCACUCUACAAGAAUAUUGUCCUCUCUGGAGGUUCAACCAUGUUCAGGGACUUUGGACGUCGCUUGCAAAGAGAUUUGAAAAGAACUGUAGAUGCCAGGCUGAAAUUAAGUGAGGAAUUGAGUGGUGGCAGAUUGAAGCCAAAACCUAUUGAUGUACAAGUCAUUACACACCACAUGCAGCGAUAUGCAGUUUGGUUUGGAGGAUCCAUGCUGGCUUCCACGCCCGAGUUCUACCAAGUAUGCCACACCAAAAAGGAUUAUGAAGAAAUUGGACCUAGCAUUUGUCGUCACAAUCCAGUGUUUGGAGUCAUGUCGUAAAAUUGAUUUCAUAAUUAUUGGGGUUAGGGAGGUGGGGAAGAAAUAAUCUUUCUGAUUACUUGUUUUGUCUGGAUGGCUGGUUUUGAGGUUUUAAACCUGACUUGAAGUAAGAAGACCAAACAUAAUUAUACAGGAAUAUUUUAAUAAGUGUAUCAACAUGCGAAUGUAGAGGAGAGCCAAAAUGAUUAAGUGUUUUUCUUUAGACUGAAUAUUUGAAUCUUAUGUGUAACAAAAAGAAGUGGGUUUUAGUUCUUUCUGUGCCCUGAUAUUUUGUAUAUUAUUGAAUUAUCCAAGAUUUGAUGGGAUUUAUCGGUAUGUAGAUAGCUCUAUAAUGCUUGAGUUGUACACUUCUAAGUGUGCAAUGCAAGAGCUUGUUUAUAUUUCAUACUUUUUAUACUUUGAGGAAAAAAGUCAAAGAAAAACUAGUAUUUGAGGAGAAUCAAGUGACCAAGUAAAGGAUAAAUUAAAAAAAAAAA
Messenger RNA from Mustela lutreola (European mink), 1247 nucleotides. Its product is annotated as actin-related protein 3-like. Gene Ontology annotation, molecular function: actin filament binding. The transcript has 3 exons. Gene Ontology annotation, biological process: Arp2/3 complex-mediated actin nucleation. The record is from RefSeq and is a predicted model, not a curated record. The coding region runs from base 1 to 771 and encodes 256 amino acids. Gene Ontology annotation, cellular component: actin cortical patch; Arp2/3 protein complex. NCBI's taxonomy places the organism in Eukaryota, Metazoa, Chordata, Mammalia, Carnivora, Mustelidae.